This is a messenger RNA of Branchiostoma floridae (Florida lancelet), 745 nucleotides long. RefSeq names its product protein ATP6V1FNB-like. The coding region runs from base 140 to 712 and encodes 190 amino acids. Lineage: Eukaryota; Metazoa; Chordata; Leptocardii; Amphioxiformes; Branchiostomatidae. The record is from RefSeq and is a predicted model, not a curated record. The transcript is spliced from 2 exons.
UGGCGUCCGUCACUAUGGUAACACAGGUGAAGCUAUCGAUACGGCCACACAACACAACACCUGUUCACUAGUACCCUCGGCAAGUGGCCUGUAGUUUACACAAGUGUAUUUGCCGGACCGGCUCUAAUACUUCGACAAAAUGGUGCGCGAACUGAACAUGGACACUCAGCGCCAGAACUUCUGGAAGGAGUCCAUCAAAAAGGAGGCUUACGUGCGUCUCCACUGGCUGGAGAAAUACAGCAAGGACUUCAACCGGGCCAGGAGCUCGCUCAACCGACCUCGCCGGGAGGUGGCCGCGCCUGAAGCAACCAAGAGCCAGAGUGCUCUACCCGCUAUUACCAAACGUCAGGUUCCCUGGUACGGUAAAAAGAAGGAGAAGGCGUCCGACUUUCUGCUGGAGAAGGCGAGCGACCCGAACGCCUUGCUGGUAGAGAUGCGGCCGGUGUCCACACACACACGGAAACUGUUGUAUGACGGGUUCAGCAAGGAGGGCACUGGGAGGUACCAGUACUUGUCAGUGCGGAAGCUGCAGAGACCCGAAGACAAGUAUGAGUACCCGCUGACCAGCGCCUGGGAGUACGGCUGGAAGCUGAACGAGGUCGUCUCCGAGAUGAAGGCCCCUCAGUUUGGCCGGAGCCGGAUCGUGCAGGACACCUUCUAUCGCAACAAAGGCAUCAUUCCUCUGGGCGACAUCGCCACUGUACAUGUGUAAAUAGAGUCAUUUUUCCUGACAGGAAAGUUUGUC